ACAAAAGGAGGCAAAGCCUGACAAGGGCUGGCUCUUAACAGAAUCAGGAAAGGGCUGAGAAAGAAACGAAACUGAAACUUAAAAUAACACAGCCUCCUUUGUGCGCACAAACGAGGAGGAUCGAAUUACAGGCGUAAACAGUCUCACACCCCAAUCGCCUAACGCAUUUUUGUCUCAGGCAGACCUGAGGGUUUUCAUAAAUUUGGUACGUAGCGUUUUAUUCUUAUUUGUGCUAGGUGACAAUUUAUAAUCGGGGACGACAGGGUUGCUACUGUUAUUUCCGGAGUGGAGUGAGAAAUAGUGAGCGAGAGCUCUGUGGAAUGGACAAAGUUACACAUUAAGUGCAAGGUUGGGAAGAGAAAAUGGAGCCCCCUGGAGCAGCAGAAGCCAAUCUGGAAGAGGUAAAGCAGUCAGAGGCCUUAUCCAGUCAGCCAUCUUUACCCAAAGCCAUUAAGGAAUGGGACAAGCAUCAUGUUAAACAAUGGAUUCUUCAAGAACCUGACCUGGAUGACUCAUGUGCCCAGAUUCUGUAUGACCAAGACAUCAAUGGACCCAGCCUUCUUCUGCUAGACAGGUCUGACUUGCUGAAUAUGGGCAUAAAGUAUGGGCCAGCUAAGCUGAUUGUUCAUAAGAAAGAUGAACUUGUUCGGCUUAAAAAGGAGCAGCCAAGCACACAAGGAAUACCCUCCAGCCGGCCAUGCAAGCCCUACCCUUUCCAAUGCUUCCAUGAUGCCUACCGUUACACAGAAAACAGGACACUAGACAUUCCAGAAACAGGGCCAUCCAACCUCAUUGACCCCUGCCAUGAGUUCAAAGCUUUCAUCCACACACAAGAGGGAAGCACUGAGGACCAGAUGCAGAAGUUCACUGAGGAAACAGUCCGUUUUUCAGCAGCCUGCAUGAACAGUCGCACCAAUGGCACCAUCCAUUUUGGGGUAGGUGACCGACCCGAAUUUGCCCAUGGACAAAUCCUGGGGGUGCGUGUGCCUGACAAGGAAGCCUAUGUCAAUGAGUUGCCUCGGGCUAUCGAGGGGCACUUUGAGCACAAGCAUGUAGAGACAGCUAAGAAAUGCAUCAAGCCCCCUCGCUUUGUGGAAGUAUUGAACCCUGACAUGACCUCCUCAGACAAGUACGUAAUUGAGGUGGACAUUGUGCCAGCUUACCUGAUGUGCCAAGAAAAUGUUUACCAUGUCUACAAUGUGGAGAGAAAGAAGGGGAAAAAAAAGAUUAAAGGCAAAGACGAGAUGGGAAAACCGUUCUAUGUGCGUGAUGGUGCCUCAAGCCGAGACCUCUUGGCAGAGACCUCCAAAAGCAAGCCUCUGGAGGAGUACAACAGGUUCAUCGAGAGCACCGUGAAGGAGCUGGCACUGAUGAGGAAAGAAGCAGAAGACAAACGCCUAGCUGCUGUGAAGAGCAGUGUCCAGGGCUCCAAGCUGAGGGAGAUGAUAACAGGACAUACCUGGUCCUUGGACAAGUCCCAUUUUGAGUGGUAUGUACUUGUAACCAACAAAUCACACUUUACACAGUUGGACUCUCUGGAGUUUCUGCUAGAAUUGAACCUGAUCGCAGUGCUGGAUUUUGACCCAGAGUCAGCGAAGACUGGCCUUUACCGGUACUAUGAAGACCAGAGGAAAACAAAUGCCCACUUUCCCAGGGACUAUAAAAUCACAGAGGCUGUGGAAGACAUUGCAAGCAAGCUGAAAUUGACCAAGAACACAAGCUGGGUGUUCUGCAAUGGCUGUUUGACAGAAGAGGUGGGAUUAGUUGAGCCAUCAGAUCCAGAGACAUGGCCAACAGACAAAGGGGCAUCAGUGCGGGAUGUCAUAUCCUUCUUGUGCAGGAAGGAUAUUCUCCCACCAAAGAGGUUCUUAGUGGUUUUCCUGCUUUUAUCAAGUGUAACAGACAAAAUGGACCCAUUGUUGAAGACUUUCAACACCUUCUGGGAGGAGCUUGGGGGCACUGAGCAGAUUCUUUGUGUCUGUGAGAACAAGGCUAUGUUCACAAGCUGGCGGGACCUGAUUGAUGCCCAGUAUGGGGUUAAUAUCACCUCUAGGUCGAUUUAUGAGCUCAGCCUUCCUGAAGUCAAUGGCACCGUUCUGAGCCUGUGGUCUGUUAACCGCAGCUCUAGCAGCUUUUUGCCUUGCACUGGUGGUGGCAGGGUGCUCCUGCGAAAGAAGGACAAGGAUGGUAUGGAUGCCCUGAGCAUCCUCUGUGCAAACCAAUGUGAGGGCGGCGGUGCAGAAGAUAGACAGACGGUUGAAGAGCGGUUCUACAAAGGUGGAAAAGUAUCAUGGUGGAAUUUCUAUUUCUCAGAAGAGCCUGGCUCCAUGCCAUUCAUCAAGAGAGACAAGUUCAGUUUAAUAAGGGACACCAUCAUCCCUGAGCUGCUCUACUUUCGGAAGGCCUGUGUCUCUUUCAGCUUGUGCCAUCUCCCUGGCUGUGGGGGCACAACGCUGGCCAUGCAUAUACUGUGGUCACUGAGGGACAAGUUUCGCUGUGCAGUGCUGAAGGAUAAAGCCAUGGAUUUUGCUGUGGUCGCAGCCCAGGUAGUGUGGUUACUAACAUAUGGGGUUGCAGAACAUGCCACUCACUUGCCUGUGUUGCUAAUGGUGGAUGACUUUGAGGAAGUGGAGGCUGUGUAUGAUUUGGAGCAGCAAAUUGAGAAAGAAAUUGUUAAAAAGGAACUUGGCUCCCAAGGCCCUUUGGUUGUUGUGCUAAACUGCAUGAGGAUAGAGGUAGCUGAGCAGCUUGGUCAGGACACAGUUUUCCUUGGAAAUAACCUUUCCAAGGGUGAACAGGACCAGUUCCAGAAGAAGCUUGAAGACAUCGAGAAGACCCAUAAGAAUGCUGAGACCUUCUAUGGCUUCAUGAUUAUGAAGAAAAAUUUCCUGCCGGAGUACAUCCAGGGUGUUGCCCGGAACACGCUCAAGGGCUUUAGCCUUCACCACAAGCAAGACCAGCUGAUCGCUGUCCUGGCAUUACUGCAUGUGUAUGGGCAGGGCUCUCUACUUUCUGUUUCACUCUGUGAAGAGUUCCUGGGAAUGCAGACCAAAUCUUACUGUGCCUCUCAAAAAGUGGAGGAUGAGUUUGGGAAAUUCUCCACCCUGGUAACCCGCUGCACUGUGGAAGUCAAGAUGUCCUAUGAAGCUGUACGAACAAUCCAUCCCCAUGUGGCCGAAUACUGCCUGCAAGAGCUUACUACCACCUACAAAGUGAGCAAGAGUGAGAUUGCUAACCUUCUGCUCACAGAAGACAUAUUUUAUACGAGUGUGCAGGGAAAGGAAAACUUAUUGCAGGAUAUUCGUGGCAUGCUUGUCAAGAGGAGACAUGGGAAAGCAGGAGAUGAAAGUCGCUUUUCUCCUUUGAUCCUGGCCAUCAUGAAAGAGACCUCUGGUGCAGAGGAGAGUGUGCUGUCAAAUGCAGCAAAGCGCUUCCCCAAACACCCUGUCAUCUCCCAGCUCCUGGCUAGAUACCACUAUCUGAAAAAAAGAGACUUCCGAAUAGCAAGAGACUGGGCCAAGAAGGCUAAAGAGCUAGCCAUUGACAACUCAUACAUCGCUGACACCUCAGCACAGGUUAUUAAGCAUGAGUUAAAGUAUAUUUUGACCAGUUUUAAGGAUGAGAAGUCUCUCAUCACACCAGAAAGACUUAGAGAAUGCCUAAGAAAAGCCCAUGCUGCUAUUGAAGCCUUUAGAGAAACACAGGAAAUUGCAAGAAAGGAAUCAGAAUUUCGUGCCAGGCCAGUAAACAGGAGAGACAACAGAUCUUUCAACACAGCAGGAUGUCUGGGAGAGAUCCAAGUGUCAGUGAUUAUCUUUGACAUCCUGGACAAGGUCCCUGUUUUCAACCCCUGUGACCCAGUUCGCCAUAGUAUCAUGGCUAAGUACCUUUCAGGAAGUAUUAGGAUUCAGGAUAUUGCCAGAAACGUCACGCAGCGUUUGUAUGCAUCUUAUUUCUGCGUCCUUCAGGAAUACAAUGAACUGCUCAGCAAUCUGAAGAACAGCAUGAAGAGACUGUUUGAUUUCCUAGACUUCUAUUUCAUCAACCUGGGUCCAAGGUAUGCUGAGAAGGACCAGAGAGAAGACAGGACCCGAGAGGAGCUACUCAGGUGCUUUUGUCGCUAUGUUGAUGUCUUUUGCAAGUCAAAUGCUCCAGAACCAACAGGAAUGCAAAACCUGAUGCACAUGUUGAACAUUCAUAAAGCAAUACAGGAACUAGAGAUGAGAAAAGCAGACACCUACUCUAGACUACUUGAAAGCCUCUCAAAAAAUACUCCAGGAAAGGAUAUGGAGGAAAUAGUUGAACGAUAUGAUUUUAUACUUAAGAACUCCAGAAACAAGACAGUGAAAUGCAAGGUAAAUUACAUCUACGCAAAUAUUGUGCUUCAUUGCAUAAAGCCUGCCUCGCAGUUAAUCUGCCGAUAUCCUAACCUCAUAAUUAAGCUAGUUCAUGUUCUUGGGUGUCCCAUCCAGGACAGUGACAGCCUGGCACUGUAUUUCAUAGCUACUGCACUUUUGUGGCCAGAUAGAAACCUUCUGGCAGGAGGUGAGAAGCUGGGGAACUACAUCUCUCAAAUGCGGACCUCAUUUUGGAGUCAGAUGCAUUCUGUUUGGCAUUCCAAGAAGCCGACUGUCCAUUUCUAUUUGGGAAAGAAGCAAGGUUAUGACCGGUUAGUCCCCAGGGAUCAAAUAGAAAUGUGCAUUCACCCCAGUCAGGUGGGAGUAAACUCCUUGGGGGCAAAUGGCAGGAACAGGAAGGAAGAGGAAGAGAGGAAACAGCAGCUUCUAUGCCGCGUAACUGGAGAAGUUCAAAACAACAGUAUUUUAGCAGAGACCCCAAACCCAGGUGUGAAGAUACCAGUGACUCCAGUUUACAAGAGCCAGUUGAUAGGGAGAGGGAACAGCACUAGAGUUUCCUUCUACGUUGGCUUUUCCAUGAAUGGGCCACUGGCUUUUGACAUUGAGUCUAUCCAAUCUCUUGGAAACUCUGGGGCAUCACAGACAUAAAUUGCAUUAUUUUUGGCUCUUAUCCAUUUAGAAUGAACAUACAGUACAGAUAAUACAGCAAGAAGACUGGAUCUUCUUGGACCAAGAAAAACAUCUCUGAGUUGGAUUCCAAAAGACGUCCCACAAGCUGUAAACAGUAAAAUUGCAGGUGAAAGUUGGCUGAGAAUAACUGAAGACAGAUCUGUGUAAGAAUCAUGUGGAGGCCUCCAUGUAGCACUGGAUUAAGCUUUGUAAUGCAUUUUAUUUUGCUCAUUUGGAAACAUCAGUCUGGUAUUUAUUAUAUGCUGACUCACCAACUAAUCACUUGCAGCCCCUGUUAAAAACAAAUACCAUUCUGAGAGCCAGAUAAAAUAUUUUUUUCAUGUACACUAUAAGAUGUGCAUGAUUAAUCCUUUAGGUCACUUUUUGUAAAGUCAGCAAACAGUUAAGUUAAAACACAAAAUAGAGGACGAUCACACAGCUACUGCUAUAGACUGUUUUGCAUGCCCAAGUCCAUCCAUGCACUUACAGCAUAUCUUGGAGUUUUCCUCCACCACCUGGGCCUCCCGACCACAGUAUCCUGGCUAUUACACCUUUCCUGCACUAUCAAGAACUGACCGCUAUGAACUGAAACUCAUAAUGAAGCUCAUAACUAAGAACUGAAACAUUCCAGUCUUUUAGAGCUCAGGUGCUGGUCCGAGGAUGCUUGUACUGUAUAUGGUAAGCUUGCUGUACUUUUUAUGUUGCACUGUAUAACUUAAAAUAUUCCUGCCUAUUGUACUGUAUAUCUUUGACCUUGGAAGUACUGCAUUGAUUAUUACAAUGUGGUUUUAAAUAUUUCCACGUUAUACAGUAUGCUGAAAAUCAGAUUUUCUUCUUCUCUACCAUUCUCAAUAUUUGUAGCUUUGUCUUUGCAGGUCUAACUUAAAAGCCUCUAUAGAAAACCAAGGAAAAACAGCUUUGCAAAUAAUAUUAUUUUACUUAUUUUAUGUUAAAUUUUUAUUAAGUAUUUUACUAAGUAGUUGUGUUACAGAUAAAUAUUUAUAUAGGUGAUUCAUUUAGGCAAAGAUCAGGUACUUCUUAAGUAUUUUUUGUCAUUUUAAUGAUGUGGCUUUUUAUUUUGAGUCAAUUUAUAACCAUAAAGUCGAACAAAUCUUAAUUGUGAAAUAUGUUUCAUUGUUGUAAAUGUCAUGUUUUGCACUGAGCUACUGUUUGGUUGGCGUUAUUUGUAUCAGCAGCAUAAUUAAUAAAUUUCAGGAGGUUUCUGAUGGUC
Messenger RNA from Lepisosteus oculatus (spotted gar), 6258 nucleotides. Its product is annotated as sterile alpha motif domain-containing protein 9-like. Lineage: Eukaryota; Metazoa; Chordata; Actinopteri; Semionotiformes; Lepisosteidae. The record is from RefSeq and is a predicted model, not a curated record. Gene Ontology annotation, cellular component: cytoplasm.